Messenger RNA from Paramuricea clavata, 666 nucleotides. The record is from the annotation of a GenBank genome assembly. Lineage: Eukaryota; Metazoa; Cnidaria; Anthozoa; Malacalcyonacea; Plexauridae.
AUGUCGCAUCAGAAGCUACCAAAAUUUAAAGUCAAAAUAAAUGGGACUCCGAUUAAUGUUAUGGCGGACACUGGCGCAAGUGUGAACAUUUUAGAUGAAGCUACCUUUGCUAAACUGAGAACAAAGCCUAAAUUGAGCGGAACAAACAAGAAAAUAUUUCCAUAUGGCUCAAACAAACCGCUACCACUUGUGGGCAAGUGUGAUUGCGAAGUAGAGACAGAGAAAAAGUUUAGCGUGGAAACUUUCUUUGUUGUCAAAGGCACAACUGGCUGCUUGGUAAGCUGGAAGGGCUCACAAAGGCUUGGCCUGGUUCAAGUAGUCCAAUCGGUCGAACAGCCCGGAAAAGAUAAAGUAGAGUAAUUGGUGGAAAGUUACAGUGAUCUAUUUGAAGGACUUGGAAAGUUGAAAGGAUUCCAGGUUCGUUUGUAUGUCGAAAAUAAUGUACAACCUAUUGCGCAGCCACCGCAAAGGGUUCUGUUUCGUGUUCGGGAAAAGCUCGAGGAACAGUUAUUGAAUGACGAGAAACUAGGAGUUAUUGAGAAGACAGAAGGUCCUACUCUGUGGGUAUCACCAGUGGUCAUGGUCCCAAAGAAAGAAGGAAAGAUUCGAGUUUGUGUGGACAUGCAUCAAGUUAACAAGUCCAUAAAGAGAGAAAGAGAUAUUUGA